Clonostachys byssicola is the source of this 570-nucleotide messenger RNA. NCBI's taxonomy places the organism in Eukaryota, Fungi, Ascomycota, Sordariomycetes, Hypocreales, Bionectriaceae. The record is from the annotation of a GenBank genome assembly.
AUGCUCUUCCAAAAGAUUACUUUUAUACUGGCCGCUGCUGCCUCUACAGUGUGCGCUUCUCUAGCCGAACCCACCGGUCUCCUUGAAGAACGCGCAGAGCUGAGUAAAAAGUGCACCUCCGUCGUGAAGGAUCUUCGCCACAUCCUGAAGCAAGUGCCCACCCCCCCUUCCUCCCUCAUCAAGUACGCCGCCUCGCAGACGCAAUGGGCCACACUCUCCGACUGCGAGAUCCCCUGGGUCACGGACAGCAUGGCCAGCCAGUUCACCUCCUACAUGUCCGCCCGGUCCAGCUGGCACUCCAAGCACAGGAGCGAGCUCGGGAAGUACGUCUCCGCCUGCGCGGAUGACCUCAUCAAGAUCGGCGAGGAUUCUAACGUCGACCUCUCCGGUAUUACCUCGACUUGUGACGAGUACCUGUGGGCGACGUCGACUGCUCGCCCUACCUCGAGCAACAGCAACAACAGCGGCGACAAGGACAGUGAUAAGGGUACUGCUGCCCAAGUCUCGAUCUCGAUCUCUAUCAUCGGUGCGGCUCUGGCUGCUGGUAUUAUUGCCGUUGGUCUACUAUAA